AUGCCGCGGCCGUCGCGCGAUUCCUACAGCGAUCAGAAGCCACCCUACUCGUACAUAUCUCUUACUGCCAUGGCGAUAUGGAGCUCGCCGGAACGGAUGCUGACGUUGUCUGAGAUAUACAGGUUCAUCACUGAUCGGUUCCCUUAUUACCGAUACAAUACGCAGCGCUGGCAGAACUCGUUGCGACACAAUCUCUCCUUCAACGACUGCUUUGUGAAAGUGCCUCGGAAUCCUGACCGACCUGGAAAAGGAGCGUAUUGGACCCUGCAUCCACAAGCCUUUGAUAUGUUCGAGAAUGGUUCGCUGCUUCGCCGUCGUAAGCGCUUUACGUUACACAAAAGAGAGAAGGGCAACUUGAAGACUGAAUUGGCAGCGUUAUUAAGUUUUAAUCAUCAAUUUCUAGCGUGUCAGAAUGAAAUACCAACGACUCAAUUAAAGGACUUAGCAAAGUAUAAGGAUUCUUCAAAAUGCAGUGCUGAAAGUAAGCCCCGAAAAUCUUUUACUAUAGACAGUAUACUAAGAAGUGAUAUUGGAACGGAAAGUAGUGGUGUUAAUAGCGUUCAAAGUUCAAGCGGUAGUGCUACCACUGUUUACCCACCAGACUUGAUGGCUAUUGCUGCUAUGGUAUGGCAGUCUUCUGUAUCUUAUCAGUUAACUAUGUACGCUCCAUUUAAUAUUCCAUUUCAAGAUUACAGUGAUUUGCAAAAACUAUUUUACAUCCAGUUAUUGCAGCAACAGUAA
This is a messenger RNA of Melitaea cinxia (Glanville fritillary), 741 nucleotides long. RefSeq names its product fork head domain-containing protein FD4-like. Bases 1 to 741 code for a protein of 246 amino acids. The record is from RefSeq and is a predicted model, not a curated record. Gene Ontology annotation, biological process: cell differentiation; anatomical structure morphogenesis; regulation of transcription by RNA polymerase II. Gene Ontology annotation, molecular function: RNA polymerase II cis-regulatory region sequence-specific DNA binding; DNA-binding transcription factor activity, RNA polymerase II-specific. NCBI's taxonomy places the organism in Eukaryota, Metazoa, Arthropoda, Insecta, Lepidoptera, Nymphalidae. The transcript has a single exon.